This is a messenger RNA of Hyposmocoma kahamanoa, 943 nucleotides long. It is a transcript of the gene RhoGAP54D, whose product is annotated as rho GTPase-activating protein 19-like. The record is from RefSeq and is a predicted model, not a curated record. Gene Ontology annotation, molecular function: GTPase activator activity. Gene Ontology annotation, cellular component: cytoplasm. Lineage: Eukaryota; Metazoa; Arthropoda; Insecta; Lepidoptera; Cosmopterigidae. The coding region runs from base 206 to 943 and encodes 245 amino acids. The transcript has 5 exons. Gene Ontology annotation, biological process: regulation of small GTPase mediated signal transduction; signal transduction.
UUGACAAAUGACGUUUGAAAACAAUGCAAUCGCAUUUUUUCAUUAAAUUAAUUUAAAAUAAUAUUGUAAUACAUUCAGUGAUGUGAAAUAUUCGUAACAUAUUACAUACGAAAAGGACUUUAAUUUGAUAAAAUAUGUGAACCCGUAUAGUGCUCUGAACUUUGGAUUUGUAUUGUUUUUGUUCGCCUUGUAUUGGCUGCUAAAAAUGAGUUCUCCGGAGUUAUUACUGAUAGAUAGACUUAGAAAAGAGAAUGUAGAUCAGUUUUUUACUUUAGUGCGCAUGCAUUUAUCCUUUGUUGUGGAUAUUAAUACCGACGAUGUUGAUAGUUCAACAGAUAAGCCAAAGCAGUUUAGGUGGAAUUUCAACAAGAAGACGAAGAAUUCCAGUUCAAAUUCUAGUCAAAACAGUGCUUGCAAUAGUAAGAACAACGCUGAAGGGAAUACUAUAACUGAAGAGGGAAUGUUAAGGCUUAACGAAGUGAUAGAUUUCUUAUCAAAGUCUGACAAUGUGACGCAAGAAGGCAUAUUCCGGCGCACGGGCUCUCUAACACGCCAACAGGAGCUCCGUCAAUUGCUCAUCACAGGCUCAAAUUUGUGCCUUGAUGAGGGUAGAUUUUCUGUACAUGAUUGUGCUUCUGUACUAAAGGGUUUCCUGGCUGAACUGCCUCAGCCCUUAUUAAUGGACCAGUAUUAUCAAAUUUAUUGCACUUUGGCAUCACAAUAUCCACCAACUGCAGAAGCAUCGGAACCGAAACUCCUCACAGCUCUACAACUAUUACUUCUUCUACUAUCUCCAUCUCACCGUAGUUUCCUACAACGGUUGCUGACUCUUUUGCGAUUGGUGGCAGAUAACGAAGCGUCCAACAGAAUGUCGCCAGACACUUUAGCCACAAUGUUCACUCCACAUUUACUUUGUCCUAGGAAGAUUGGACAAAGCAAUUAA